Oreochromis niloticus (Nile tilapia) is the source of this 2767-nucleotide messenger RNA. RefSeq names its product zinc finger BED domain-containing protein 1. Lineage: Eukaryota; Metazoa; Chordata; Actinopteri; Cichliformes; Cichlidae. The record is from RefSeq and is a predicted model, not a curated record. Gene Ontology annotation, molecular function: protein dimerization activity; DNA binding. The transcript has 4 exons. Bases 303 to 2264 code for a protein of 653 amino acids.
AUAUCGUGUGGACGAUAGAAAAGUGUCUAUCGUGCCAUUUGUCUUCUAUCGUUUCUAUCGUUUCUAUCGUUUGUAAUUUUAAAAAUUUAUACAUAAAAAAUAAAAUUAAAUAGCCUGGGCGCAAAUAUAUUAAUGUUGUUUUGUCACUAUUCAUACUCUAACUUUAUGCAAGAGAAAAUGAAGUAUAAAAAAUGAUAUUUUUCGGAGAAGAAAUAUCCACAAAGAAACUCCGUCUUGUGGUUUUGCGACAUGGUGCUGCUUUACGUGCACCCGGAUUUGCGACAUCCUCAAAACUCUAAACGAUGGACACGCGACAGGUUGCAGUUUCAUGCCCGGACAUGCAACAGGCAGAGACAGCUACACAGCCAGCCCAAGAAGAAGCAUUUUUACCGAAAAGAGGGGGUACAUCUGUGAUUUGGUUACAUUUUGGGUUCAACAGCACUGACACGGAGCAGAAGACGCCCAUUUGCAAGCUAUGCUAUAAAACUAUUCCCGCGCCUGAUGGCAACACAACAAAUCUCUUCUAUCACCUACAGAAGGCCCACGAAAAAGAAUACUCAAGAAUCCAGAAAAUCCGAGCUAAACCAAGCUGUGGAACGACGGGAGCAAUUUUAGAAAAGAAAAACUAUAGCCAGCCGAAGAUACAGCAGUCUUUCGCACAAGGGACGCCGUAUGAGAAAACGUCCCAGCGCCAUAAACAAAUCACAGAAGCCAUCUCGCGUUACAUUUGUAAGGGCAUGGCCCCUGUUUACGUAGUUGAGAAGGACAGCUUUCGUGACCUCGUCAAAGUCCUUGAUCCGAGGUACGUCAUGCCCGGUCGUAAGCACUUCAGUAAAGUUGAAUUGCCACGCUUAUAUGACGCAUGCCGGGCCAAAGUAGAGAAGGAUGUUUGCAGUGUCAUGCAUUAUGCCUUGACUACUGACCUAUGGACGAGCAGAGAUACGCAGCCCUACAUGAGCGUAACCAUCCAUUUCAUCAACAAAGACUGGACCCUCUGCGCUCGCUGUUUACAGACUGCGUACUUUCCAGAAGACCACACUGGAGGCAUGUUAGCCCAAGGUCUGAGAGAUACACUGGAGUCAUGGGGAUUGCAAGAAUGCCACCUUGUCUGUGUCACCACGGAUAACGCCACUAACAACAUCUCUGCAAUGGAACUGAACCAGUGGGAACGGCUACAAUGCUUUGGUCACCGCCUACAGCUAGCCAUUGAGAAUGCUCUAAAAGCUCUCACACCAGUAUCUACAAAACAGGCUGUGGAACGAGCAGUUGGAGUGUGUAAAAAGGUGGUGAGUACUUUCUCCAAGUCAUGGAAGAAAAAACGUGAAUUGGCCAAGGUGCAAGCAGUGCUGGGCUUGCCUCUUCAUCAGCUCAUCACUGAAAGCCCUACAAGAUGGGGCUCGCGGCAGAUGAUGAUAGAGAGGUUCCUGGAGCAGGAGAAAGCUCUUUCACAGGUUCUCCUUGCAGACAAGAAGACAAGGCAUCUGGUGCCAAGCUGGCAAGAUGUGGCAUUGCUAGAGUCCUUGAACAACGCACUGGGUCCACUGUUCGAGUUUACUGACGCUUUGUCAGGGGAGAGUUACGUCAGCGUAUCUUUUCUGAAGCCAGUUCUGCACCUCUUCAACAAUGAAAUCCUCAGUCAGAAGGAUGGAGACACAGAGCUCACAAAAGCAGUCAAAGACGGUAUCCUCAAGUACCUCAAUGAAAAGUAUGAUGACCAUGCCACCAACAACCUCCUAGACAUGGCAACACUUCUUGACCCACGGUUUAAGACAGCCUACAUCAAGGAAGAGAGGGUGGAGUUCAUAAAGAUGAGAGCUGCAGCAGAGCUGGUGGACAUGGUAGGAGCAAUAGCACCAGAAAGUGCACAAACAGCAGCAGCCUCCAGUUCACCCCCAGCUGCUGACGAUGAUCCAGAGCUUCCCCGUCCCACAAAGAAAAAGAAAAGUUUAGGUAGCUACUUCAAAAAGGCAGGUCAAUCCACCACCCACUCCCAACCCAGUAGAGCAUCCAUUGAACUGGAGCUCUCUAUGUAUCUUCAGACACCUGGACCUGACUCAGAGACUGACCCACUGGAGUGGUGGAAGCAGCAUGAGACAAGCUUUCCACUGUUGGCCAGGCUGGCCAGAAAGUACUUGUGCAUUCCUGCUACUAGUUCUUCAUCUGAAAGGGCUUUCAGUGCGAGUGGGAACAUCAUCACAUGUAAGAGGUCAUGUCUUAAGCCAAACACAGUUGACCAACUAGUCUUCCUUGCACUCAACCUGUAAAUUCAACAGUAACAUAUCUACUUCUGCAAAGUAGCCAUUUUCUGUUUGCACUUUAAUUUAUGGUUAAUGCCUUAAACAGAGUUCUGUUCAACCGUGAUGCUUACUUUUGUCACUUUAUAUUGGUUUGCAAACUUUGCACUACAAGGUUACAGAUUUCAGAAAGUUAAGAAAUAAUUUGUUAAUUUUUUAUAGCUGAACUUUUGUGCAAAUCUGAGUUUUCUUCUCAGAAACUUGAAACUGUUGUGCACUUUAAGUUUAUUUUGACAAUUCAUUUUAAAUGUACGUUUUGGAAAAAAAAUGUGAAGGCCACAGCUGUUUUCAUUUGAUACAUUUAUAUUAAAAUGUAUGUUUCUCAAUUGUGACAGUUCCGUUAAAUGUCUCUUCAAAAUAAAGUUGAGGAAAAAAAGUGAGGAAUGAAAUUUUUCACACUUUUCAGAGAAUAACUGGAAACAUUGUGGUAUAUCGUGAUAUAUAUCGUUAUCAUGAUAUAAAAUGAUUCAUAU